Messenger RNA from Cavenderia fasciculata, 1191 nucleotides. RefSeq names its product putative mitochondrial import inner membrane translocase subunit 50. Lineage: Eukaryota; Evosea; Eumycetozoa; Acytosteliales; Cavenderiaceae. Gene Ontology annotation, molecular function: phosphoprotein phosphatase activity. The coding region runs from base 1 to 1191 and encodes 396 amino acids. The transcript has 6 exons. The record is from RefSeq and is a predicted model, not a curated record.
AUGUUUAGAUCAACAGUUAAAUUCAUUACAAAUGGAGCAACUCCAAGAUACAGUCAUUUAAAUAGUGGCAUAUAUUCUAUGAGCAAAGCUCAACUCUUUUAUUCUACUUCAAACAACAACACCAACAACAAGAACAACAAAAAUACAGAGACCAAAGAAGAAAAGAAGGAAAACAACAACACUAAAGACAAGACCAAUGAAAAUAACAACAACAAUGACAAGACCAAUGAAAAUAACAACAAAACAGAUGACAAGACAUCAAGAGCCAAGACUGUUCUUUCAAUUGCAUCAGCUAGUUUCUUUACUGGUGUAAUCUUUUCAGCUACUGCUGGUUUUAUGUUAUACCAAUACAAAAAGGAUAUUUCAGAUGAAGAAAAAUACGAAUUGACAAAGUUCCAAAGUGUUGUAUUGAGCGAGUUUGCCGUACCAUUCAGAGAGUUCUUUGACAACCUCUUUAACAAUCUCAGAAAAUACGAACUCUUUGACCAAUUGUUUGGUCCAGCCGAGAUUCAUCACAUUCUCCCUGCUCCACUUCCAAAGGGUCUCGGACGUGAAUACACCAUUGUCAUUGAUAUCGAUGCUCUCUCUGAAAUCUCUCAACGUGAUAAAUACCCUGCCAUCUACAAGAGAGCCGGUUACGAUUACUUUUUAACCAACCUUGCUCAACAUUAUGAAGUCAUCUUAUAUACUAAUCAAAUGCAAGGACCUAAAACCGAACAAAUCAACUUUAAAUUAGAUCCACAACAUGCAUAUUUCACUGGACAAUUACAUGGAGAUUGUGGAUUAAAGGAAAGAGGAAGAUAUUCAAAGCAUGUAGAAAUGUUGAAUAGAGAUCCAAGCAAGGUUAUUCUCCUUGACAGUACACCAGCAUACGAUCACGACAAUGUCAUCAAUGUUGGUAGAUUCCAUCCAAAUCAAAAGGAUACCACUCUUGUCAAAUUGUUACCAGUCCUUCUUGAUAUUGGUCAAAAGAAGGCUGAUGUCAAGGAAGCUCUCAAAUGUUUCCACAAAAAGGAUUCAAAGGGACAAACACCAGACAUUGAACAUGCCAUCAGAGAAUACACUGAAUUAAAUGGAAUGCAAAAAAAGAAUACCAAUAACUCUAACAAAAAAUUAAAGAUGCAAGAAAAACACGGUUUAUGUAUGUUAAACAUCCUCUUGUAUGCCCUUGUCACAAGAAAUGAGGAAUGA